Carica papaya (papaya) is the source of this 1668-nucleotide messenger RNA. RefSeq lists its product as uncharacterized. The record is from RefSeq and is a predicted model, not a curated record. NCBI's taxonomy places the organism in Eukaryota, Viridiplantae, Streptophyta, Magnoliopsida, Brassicales, Caricaceae.
AGAUUCGUCAGGUGUCCACUUGAUCGCGUUGAACUUGAGAGUUGUGGGCCCAAUCAACUUUCAACUAUUAUUAGAUUUUAGAACGUUGGCGAAAUCGGUGCCUCUAUUUAAAUUCACAUCAUAAUGACUUCCCCCCAUAAACUAGCCGUUACUUCUCUCUCUCUUUCUCUCUCAUGGAGGCUUCAGUCGAUACACCAUCUCCAGUUCAUGUUAACAAGAGAUCUCCAAACUUCAUGGUUACUUCUCCUCUGUUCAGUCCUGCUUCAGAUCGCCGUUUUUGGAGUGCUCUUAAUGGCCGGGUCGAAACCCUUCUUCAAGAUCGUAACAAGGAUGUAAGCGGCCAAAUUCCGCCCCAGGAUGUGGGAGAAUCGGGGACGGGUAAACGGCUGAAGGAAGAUUCUAUGCUUUUGCUGAGAGGAUUUGAUUCAAUUUCACAAACUCUGUCUCAGCUGUCUAACAAUCUGGACAAUGCUCUUCAGGGAGCUAGAAAUCUAGCGAAGCCACCCACAUUGACUGAAAUAUUUCUAAGCAAUUUAAAGAAUUCAGAGGAGGAAGGUAAACACGAAGAUUUGAAGCAAAGCCAAGAAGAAAAACAAGAGUCACAGAAGAGUUUGAAGAGGAAGUAUGACCCAGAAGAUUGUUCAGAUUGUCAAGUAGAUGAUUCGCAUACACAAAAAGAGGAAAGCCCAAAAGAGAAGAAAAUGAUGAAGAGAGCCAAAAAUAUUGCAAUUUCCAUGGCCACAAAGGCAGCUUCACUUGCAAGGGAACUGAAGUCGAAAAAGUCAGAUUUAUGCUUUAUGCAGGAAAGGUGUAGUUUGCUUGAGGAAGAGAACAGGAGGCUUCGAGAUGGAUUUGGUAAAGGAAUUAGACCAGAAGAAGAUGAUCUGGUGAGGCUUCAGUUGGAGGCAUUGCUUGCUGAGAAAUCCAGAUUAGCAAAUGAGAAUGCAAAUCUGAUUAGAGAAAAUCAAUACCUUCACCAAUUAGUAGAGUACCACCGGCUAACUUCCCAAGAUCUCUCUGAUUCAUAUGAGCAAGUAAUUCAAGGACUGUGCUUGGACUUCUCAUCUCCACAACCAGAUGAUGGAGGAUGUGAUGGGGACUACGAUAAUGAUGAAGCUUUACAGACACCCGAAGUAAAAAAUUUUGACUUGUCUACUUCUCUUGAUGAGAGCUUCAAGGAAGAAAAAGAACAUUAGAUGGAUGCAGAGCCAUGGCGACAAUCACUGUUUGUUGUUCCAAAAUGUAAAUUUUGAUGAUGCCUUGAAGUGAACCCCUUGUAGGUUUGUUCUACCACAUAUUAUGUAAUAAAUUUUAAGGCCAUUGUGGGUAAUAAAAUUUGAUUAUUGCAGAAUUUUAUGACACUUGAAAGGUGAUAAAUUUUGAUGCUUUCCCAUUUCGUUAAUAGUGUAAAGCUUUAGGUUACACGAUCCCGGUUAGAAAUGGAGUAUUUAGUUGGUUCUCUUCUGGACCAGAAAAGAAACAGAGGAAUGUGAGCUGCUAAACAAUUAAUACCCUUGUGCUUCUUGUGCAUUGGAUGCCAAAUGCCACCAUAUGUAUAUAUAUAUGUAUUCAAAUUUGGCAAUUAGAAGAAUGGUGUGUUUAAAAUCAUAUUAUGGAACCAUUUUCUUUUUAAAAAAAACCAACAAAAAAGUCAAACAUCAGACCUAU